Molecule: messenger RNA, 496 nt
Organism: Atta colombica
Lineage: Eukaryota; Metazoa; Arthropoda; Insecta; Hymenoptera; Formicidae
Gene: RpS26
Product: 40S ribosomal protein S26
Exons: 3
Coding region: 97-441 (114 amino acids)
Biological process (GO): translation
Cellular component (GO): ribosome; cytosolic small ribosomal subunit
Molecular function (GO): mRNA binding; structural constituent of ribosome
Source: RefSeq, a predicted model, not a curated record
UCAACGGAUAGAAUCACGUUUCUAUUUCGUAUUGUAUAAACGUGGAAUUUGCAACUUCCGCUUGAAGUUCUUUUCCGUGAGAUUUUUGAUAGAAAGAUGACUUGCAAACGCAGAAAUGGUGGACGUGCCAAGCAUGGUCGCGGCCAUGUGAAUCCAGUCCGCUGCACCAAUUGCGCUCGUUGCGUUCCCAAGGACAAAGCCAUCAAGAAAUUCGUCAUUCGUAACAUCGUCGAAGCCGCUGCUGUCAGGGACAUAACAGAGGCUAGCUUCUAUCAAUCUUAUCAGCUGCCUAAAUUGUAUGCUAAGCUUCACUAUUGUGUCUCCUGCGCCAUUCACUCUAAAGUGGUGCGGAACAGAUCCAAAGCGGAUCGUCGUAUAAGAACACCUCCUGUCCGCAACUUCCCAAGGGAUCUACGCCAGGGUCAACAGAACAGGAAAUAAUUUUAUUAUGUAAAAUUAAUUUCGAUAUAAAUAAAAAUUCAUAAAACCAGAAUAA